GCUGCCCGCUUCUGCACCCGCUAACCCACCCCUGCCCUUCUCUCUCUUUCUCUCCUCUCUCUCUCUCUCUCCUCUCUCCUCUCUCUAGCUCCUUGCAGCCCAUUUCUCCAAGUGGAAUCCCGUAACCCUCAAGACGGAAAGGUCUCCGAUGAAGAAGCCGAGCGGUAUCCGACGCCUCGAACUCGGCAGCGCCAUCGAAAUCGGAGGCGACCGCCUCGUGAUCCGCCUGCCGGAGCCCCGCCUUCUCCGCCUGGUCGCCCGAUCGGUGCUUCUUGCCGCCGCCGUCUUCUCCUUCACCUGGCUCCGAGCCGCCAUCCUCCGCCUCGGCGACGUUGGUGGGGUCGCGGUAGGCCAGCGGGCCCUCGACAGCGACGCUACCUUCCUCCCUAGUCUCCUCGGCGAUCUGAGGCGCCGUGGCCUGCUUCGCCCCGAGGACAACGCCGUCCUUCUCAACGAUCCGAUCGCUGGCGAUCGAGGGAUCGAGGUUCCGGACGGCUCCGCUGACUUUGUGUUCGGAGCCUCUACCGGCGAUUUCGAACAAAUCGAUCGGAUCCUCAAGAUCGGCGGCGUCGUGGCUGUCAGAUUGAGCCCUGAUUCAUCGGAUUCCUUCAUCCCGCCGGCGAACUACCGCAUGGCUUACGUCGGCUGCAUUGGUUCCGCCACCAUGGUGGCGAUGAGGAAGUCCUCCGCGAGUGGUGAAGGGCUGAAAAUGCGGCGGCUGCUAUCGCUGCCGGAGGCGAAGAAGAAAGCGCUGAGAGGGCUGGAAGAUGCGCUGUUGGAGCCGCCGAGACCGGGGCAACAGGGGCGGCAGCGAAGGGCGAGAUACUUGCCGGAGCUUACGGGGGACGAGCUGGAUGGGUACCCACGGCGGGUAUUCGUGGAAAUGGUAGCGGCGGGGGAGGCGGGCAGCGGUGAGUCGUGGUUCAAGCGGAACUACCCAAGAAAGGGCCGGGCCUUCGACGUCAUCCGACUGGAGAUGAAAGACGACGAAGAUGAGGCCGUGAAGGCGGAGGAGGGGGCGACGGCAUCGCUGGCGGAGUGGCUUGAAAGGAACGUGAAGGAGGAGGAGUACGUGGUGGUGAAGGCGGAGGCGACGGCUGUGGAGGAGGCGAUGGCGGAGGGGGCGAUCGGGCUGGUGGACGAGCUCUUCCUGGAGUGCGAUCACCAGUCGUGGGAGGCCGAUGAGAUGAGGGAGAAGGUGAAGAAGAGGGCGACGAGGGGCGGGCAGCGGGCUUACUGGCAGUGCCUCGCCCUCUACGGGAAGCUGAGGGACGCGGGCGUGGCAGUUCACCAGUGGUGGAGCUUCUAAAACAAGAUGAAGAGAAGAAAAGAGAAAGAGAGGAGAGAAGAGGACAGAGUGAGAGGGAGCGGAAGGGAAGGGAAGGGUUGCGGAGUGGUUGUGUUGGAGGGGAAGGAGUAUGUCUUGUGACAGUGAUUAUAUAUGG
Messenger RNA from Musa acuminata AAA Group (dessert banana), 1445 nucleotides. RefSeq lists its product as uncharacterized. The record is from RefSeq and is a predicted model, not a curated record. The transcript has a single exon. The coding region runs from base 149 to 1309 and encodes 386 amino acids. NCBI's taxonomy places the organism in Eukaryota, Viridiplantae, Streptophyta, Magnoliopsida, Zingiberales, Musaceae.